This is a messenger RNA of Punctularia strigosozonata HHB-11173 SS5, 1469 nucleotides long. RefSeq lists its product as uncharacterized. The transcript is spliced from 4 exons. The record is from RefSeq and is a predicted model, not a curated record. Bases 119 to 430 code for a protein of 103 amino acids. Lineage: Eukaryota; Fungi; Basidiomycota; Agaricomycetes; Corticiales; Punctulariaceae.
UAAACCCGGAUGACUUCCCGUAAUCCAGGAGGGAUUACAGAUCGUGUUGCAUCCUCGGGAAUUAUGUGCCCAUUUCUCUGACUGACUGCGGCUUCCAGCCGGCUCCGCGAUGACUAGCAUGUCUGACAAGGUCACCGUCGAGAAGAUCGCCACUCAAUACGGGCUCGAUACCACGUACGGCGCUUAUGCCUGGCGCACGGUGUUGCAAUCGCCGCUCGAUAGCGAGCGAUGCCGCUUGCUGAUCAGCAAGAUCGCGAAACCCGACGUCGUCCCGCAUCGCGUCCGGCAGGCGACGGAGCAGGAACCCAAGGUAUUCCCUCCCCCUGUCGCGGCAGGCACCGACGUGUCCCGGACGCGCGAUCCUCCCGAACCUGUCAUCGUAAGCCACCCGCCCGUAGCGCAGACCCGUUUCCCGCACCCCCACCGCUGAACCCUCCCGCAGGCCGACUUCUUCGCGCACUACUCCGGCGCGCUCACCGGCGCGCUCAUCUCGCACAUCACCGCGCCGCACGCCUGGGCCGCGCUCGCGCGCCCGCUGCUGACGCUCGUCAAGGAAUGCUCCUACCUCCCCGCGUGGGCCGCGCACGUGCGCGACGACGCGCAGGGCAAGCGCCUCCCGCUCGUCCUCCUCCGCGCGCUCGUCCAGAUGAUCGGCCGCGGCGCGUGGGCGCGCGCGCUCGGCGUCGACCCGGAAGAGGCCUUCGACGAGGAGGACAGGUACUCGCUGCUCAAGCACGGGAAGGAGGACGCGACGGCGGCGCUGCUCGUGCUGCCCUCGCUCGUGGAGCUGCUGCCGAUCGUGCUGAACACGUUCAGGGCGCUGGCGGAGGCGGAGGCGGUGCCGGCGCAGAACGCGAAGGCGGCGGCGUAUAUGCGCGCACAGGUCGAUGCGAAUCUGGAGGUCAUCAAGGAAGUCGUGCAAGUCGAGGGUCCUGGUUUGUGUUGGGACGAGCAAGGUGGCGGGACGGAGACGGGUGAUCGUCUGGCGUGGAUAUACGAGGGAUUGCAGGCGGCGAAAGAGGGUAUACGCCCGUGACUUCCAGAGCCUUGCAUACCGCACUGCACAUUCACCUCUGUGUCGCUUGCGGGCGGUUUACGUACGGGAAUUGGGGAGAUAAGAUAACGUGCCCCCGGUCUCUGAGAAGACAAGAUCGGAAGUCUGCUGAUCCCCCCGCUGAUCUCCACAAUAAUGCAUCCGUAUGCGCGUCCCUGCGCGGUCUCUCUCCCUUUCGGGCACUAGGAAUCUGCAUAGAAGACUCCGGUCGGACAUAAGAUAGGCUGGGUGCCGUACGCGCGCGUGCGAGCGCGUCGCAUUAGAAGGGAGGACCCGUGUGCCGGUCAGUACUGUUAUAUCUCUGGGGGGGGCAGGCAGGCGUUCUGAAUGUUGACGUGGGUCGGCGCGUUCCAAAGGUACGCGCGGAUCCCAGAAUACUUAUUAUCAUAACGCGAGGUCCGACAACGAGGCCAAG